Molecule: messenger RNA, 2178 nt
Organism: Aspergillus tubingensis
Lineage: Eukaryota; Fungi; Ascomycota; Eurotiomycetes; Eurotiales; Aspergillaceae
Exons: 3
Coding region: 1-2178 (725 amino acids)
Biological process (GO): cytoskeleton-dependent cytokinesis
Cellular component (GO): septin ring; septin complex; microtubule cytoskeleton
Molecular function (GO): molecular adaptor activity; GTP binding; GTPase activity
Source: RefSeq, a predicted model, not a curated record
AUGAGACCUCCAGUGCCAGAUGUUGCGCUGCCUCGAUCUCGCAAGGCCUCCAUCGAGCAGCAGUGGAUCGACCCCCGCAGUGCCGCCCCCGCGACCUUCUUUCUGUCCCGCAAUCACGGUCUCGACCACGAUGAUGACCUCUCCUCAGACGAGCCCGAUGCAUCCAGGACGAGUAUGUAUGGCGUACAGAGCCUUGAAGAAAGUAUCCUUCAGACUAGUCAGCCUGCGUCCGUGUCCCAGUCAGACCAGAUAGUCGGUAGUAAUCCUGCCGGAGUGGAACCGACUUCCACAGCAUCUCAAUUUCUCAACCGCGACGAUAAGGAGGACGAUGACGACCAGGGUUCCGGCCUCAACCGCCGCAGGUCAACGCUCAAGCCCCUUGAUACUCUUCAUUCCAACAGACUUGACGCUUCUAUUACCUCCGACCUGAUCUCUCCCCGGCCCUUCACCCCCUUGAAUCUCAGCAACCCGGACGACCCUUCAUCUCUCCCUAGCAGUCCCAAAUCUACUUCGAACCAAUCUAUGCGCCAUCUAGAUGAGAUCUCUAUCACAGAUGAUUUGAGUAGUCAGGCGGUUGCCUCCGGAGACGAGGACAAUGAUUCUCGAUCUGUCCACAACCCAGACCACGAUAGCACAUCCCAGUUCAUCAUGCCAAGCAUCAAGAUGCCUAGUCGGAGACCGUUCACAUCUCGUGGGAAGUCACUUGGAAGGUUUAAAAUACUCGUUGCGGGCGAUUCUGGCUCUGGGAAAUCAUCCCUCAUUAGGUCGAUCGUCCAGGCUUGCGAAGACAUUGUACAUGUAGAUGACUUUCCACCCACCGAUGCCUUGACACCGUCACGGACUUCUCUUACGACGAUUCAACUUUCUCAAGCCCAUCGACUACCGUUGUCAGCUACAUCAGAAAUCUACGCCAGCACCAAGCCCUACCCAUCUUGGUGGUCAGAUUUGGAAGAUUCACGCGUGCUGCGCCGUAGGAGAAGUACAGGUGAUGUGGUCUUAGAGCGAAAUAUUUGCUUCGUUGAUACCCCUGCAACCUCGCUGAGUCGCAUCGGACAAGUGGAUGCCAUCAUACAAUACAUACGUCAACAACUAUCCCGCGCAACAACAGCUAUUGAUUCCUGCGAUCACGACUUCCAAAAUUUGCUCGCAGGGCAGGGUGGCACCCAAGUUGAUGCCGUACUUUAUCUCGUUUCUGGUGACACCUUUGCGGCAGACAUGGAAUGCAUCAACACGCUAUGCGAAUGGACCAAUGUCAUUCCUCUAAUAUCCAAGGCUGACUUGUUGGCUCCUGAGCAGAUCUCUGCAAUUAAGUCGGGGUUCCACAAGCAUACACAAGCCACUCCGGCCAAGCCCUUCCUUUUUGGAAACGCAGGUCUUGGAGCAGAUGAUUUUGACGGACAAUUGCCUUUUGCGGUAUCAUCGGCAAAAACCAAUGAUGACGAUGUUAUGGAUGCCAGUACUUUGAUGAGCCCUGACUAUGUCCAACCCCUGGUGCCCUCUGAAUUGACCUUGCUGGUCCAGAGGUUGUUCGACGCCGAGAAUAUGACUUGGAUGCGGCACUCAGCUGCAAAGAAACUAGCCCAACAGCAACGAGCACAUCUCUGGCAACGCCCGAAUCGCCCCCAACCUAGUACACAACCAUUUUACCAUGGCUCAAGCCGGGGUUCUCCCAGCUACACUAUGGCUCGGAUAGCAGAUCACACGCGACAGGAGGAGAAAAUGGCCCGUUUGCAGUUGGCAAAGUGGGCAUCUGAGUUGCAACAAAGCCUUAAAAACGAACGCGAGAGAUACGCUGCCAUGGCCAGGGGUGAGCGUGCCGUCUGGCUCACAGAACGGUUAGGCGAGUGCGUAGUCGACGGGUCUUUGGUCCCCAUUACACAAACGCCAGGCUUUUGCGGACUCCGUGCUCCUUUGGAGAAAGCAAGCGGGGGCAGUCUACUUGUUCGAGCACAAAGUGGGCAGAAUGUGGAAUAUCACCUUGCCCGAAUUCGCCCGCAAGACCCUCUGGGACUUGUUUGGUUGUCCGAGGACCUUAAGCGGCGGGGCUGGGCCAUUGUUCAGAUUGUGGGCUCCUUUGGAGUUGUCGGGGGGCUGGCUCUUUGGCUUGCCAAAGCAUGGGGACUAUCCUCGCGCAGUCUGUCUGAAUGGCACUUUGACUGGUGCGGAUCGACUGAUUGA